Molecule: messenger RNA, 5370 nt
Organism: Synchiropus splendidus (mandarinfish)
Lineage: Eukaryota; Metazoa; Chordata; Actinopteri; Syngnathiformes; Callionymidae
Gene: prdm2a
Product: PR domain containing 2, with ZNF domain a
Exons: 4
Coding region: 340-4206 (1288 amino acids)
Biological process (GO): regulation of transcription by RNA polymerase II
Cellular component (GO): nucleus
Molecular function (GO): DNA-binding transcription factor activity, RNA polymerase II-specific; RNA polymerase II transcription regulatory region sequence-specific DNA binding
Source: RefSeq, a predicted model, not a curated record
UUUACAACACGCAUCAGAGGAAUAUUAAACUGCACAACUAGUCUUUGGACUGCAAACAGUCGCCUUUGGCAGUGAGAUAUCGUCUCUUCUUCAUCCACCGGCGCUACUAGCCUUGUCUGCAGUGGGCUAACGUGCGUGUUAUCCAGCGAAACCACUACAUUAAAGCGCUGAAGUGACGACGUGUUUAGUGAGCAGCUAGCAAUGGUGCAAGGACGAGCGUCAUCGAAUCAGAGUGAAAGACCUGUGUGGACUGAAGAACAGAGGAGAGGAAAAUGGUGUGAUAUCUGUGCUGUGUGGCGGAUGCUCCUCUGAAAUUUGGGUCGCUUCCCGUCGACAAACAUGGAGGAUUCGUCACAUGACCGCACCUCUGAUCUGGUGGAAGCCAAGUCUGGCCCUUUUCACAAGCAGCCUCUCUGUGCUGGAUUUCUCUGCACAUGCUGUCAAACCCUGUACACCAGCAAACAUGACUUGGAUCAACACAUUGUCAACAAGGGACAUGCAAGCAAAAGUGAAAAGAGCAAGCGCAUCUCUGGUUCAAGUCCGGGUCAGACGCUUCAGGACAGCACACAGCUUUUGGAUUCAUCGGGUUCAGUCCCACAGCAUCACAUUACACCCCCAACAAGUCCAAAUGCUUGUGUUGUGACAGAUGAUGGAGUUUCUGCAACAGAAAAAUGGGAAGUAGCUGGCGCUCGCAGCGACUGCCAGAAGACGUUCACCUCAGAGGCCACCAGGGAACAACAUGAAAGCCAUGUUCAUGCGCGGCACCUGGGCGACACAGACUUUGAGACGAGUCCUUGCAUGACAGUUGGGCAGGAAGCAGAGCUUGGUGUCGCGCCAGCUGCUGCUGAGGAGAAUGAAAGACGGCACACAAAACAAUACAUGCUGGAUGUCUCCAGCAGCAUCUCUGACAGUCUUGGCUUUUACCCUGAUGGAAAGGUCAUCUCAUCGAACACAGUUGGUGUGUGUGAAGAGACUGACGUUCACUCGGUCGAGGUUGAUGUCUUGAUAGCGGACCCUGUAGAGUCCAACAGUGAGUCGUGCCUGGAGGCAGCAACUAAAAGACAGACUGCAGCGCCACCUCUCUUACCAGAAACUGAACUCAGAGCUGAAACAACAACAACAACAACACCAUCAUCAUCAGUGGCUUCAUCAGGGGGAGCCUCUGAGACAAGAGAAGUCCAGAAGCACCGGCCAGUCUUUCCUUUUGAAAAGCUAAAGCAGCUCUUGAAAAAGCAAGACAGUCUUAAACAGACCGUUAAUGUCGUCGCUGAAGGCCAAAGCUCCUCUGCCUCCCUUCCUGCUGGAGGCGGGAGGUUCAAAAGGAGGACUGGCUCGCCACAAGGUUCACCACAGCCCUCAUCGAGUGAGGGAACAGUCGAUGUUGUCACAGAAGACUGUGCUGCUGCCAGCAUGGAUGAUUUUGGGACUCAACCGGAGUGUUCUGUCGGUGAGACGGAGCGCACACCUCAGCUUGUGGAGGAGCCAGUGGAGAGUGCACCUGCUGAUGUCAGCAGUAAGUCAUGUAACCAGCAACCUCUGGAUCUGUCCAGCACAAUGAAGCGAGGUGACGCCGGUGACCCUCCCAACUCGGCACUGGAUCUGAGUCUGCAGAAGAAGAGUGUGGUGGAGUCGGAAUUCCUGUCCAAUUUAGUCCUCCAGGCAGUUUUACGGGCAGAAGGGAAGACCAGCUCCUCGAUGUUUGAGAAGUGCCCCCUCGGUGUCAGCGAAGAAAGUCUACCUCCGGUGAAUCCUGAAGCCAGUUUGCUUCCUGACCUGACCUUAGUGACGGGUCCGGAGAUGGCAGACCCGGGACUGGUGUAUGGACUGGCACUUCCCUCCAGCUCCCUGACCCCUCUUCCCAUCCCUUCUUCUCUCUCCCCGGUUGCCUUACAGCCUGCGCCCCCGUGCACGAUCACGUUCGCCCCGCCCGGCUUACACAGCGUGCUCUCCACGCCGCCCUCAUUAUUCACAGUGCUGACGCCGUCGCCGCUUCUGCCAAACCCCCCAAACCAGCCCAUCCAAGUUCUGUCUUCGAAUAUAUCCCCGGAGCCCCUAGUGGUGUGCACUGAAAAUGCAUUGAACCCAGCAGAGUGUGAUUUAACAAACACUUUCAGCGGCUCGAACCCGGCAAACCUUGUAACCCUCUCCCAGACACUGGACCCUUCCUUGAAUCUGCCUGUGAUCCUCGCCGAUCAAAUCACGCCCAUGAUUGAAACCUGUUCCGUUUCUCAAGUGCCAUUUCCGCCCGCUCUGGCUUUGAACGACUCCCUCAUGAAUUCUUACAACAUAACCAGCAACACUGUGUUGAUCGAGUGCACCAUCGCACUGGACGCCCCCGCCGAUGUGUUCCCGCCUGCUAGCACACAAGAAAACACUGCAGAGAAUCCCGGAACACAGAUGGUUGUCAAUCACAUCGAGCAGGAGCAGAUUCUGUCUCUGCCCGGCCCCUCAGAUGAAGCUCCAGUUUUACUCUCUUCAACUGCAGAGUUGGUGUCCAGCACUGCUGUGUGUGAGUCGACUCCUGAAGCAACUGAGUCCACCGUGACACCCAGCAGUCCUGACCCACCGCCCGUUGGUGACCCAAGCGAACUAGCAGCUGCACAUACACCAGUCCAGAAUGAUGAAGGACCCGAGGACCCUCCGGUGCUCACAGCCCAGUGUUCACCCUCGCCAGAAACGUAUGACCCAGAGGAAUCCCAACACGAGGCAUCAAGUGACCCCCAACCGCAGACCUUUACCAAAAACUUUGUCUGCAAUGUGUGCGACCAGCUGUACCAUUCAAUGAAGGAACUGGGCCAUCACGUCAGCAGCCAUGCCGAAGAGUGGCCCUUCAAGUGUGAGUUCUGCGUGCUGCUCUUUGACAAGCCAGCGACGCUGCUCAACCAUCGGUCGAGCCUACACGGCGUCGGAAAGACCUAUGUGUGCAGCGCGUGCGCGAAAGACUUUGUCUACCUCAGCAAUCUGAAGCAGCAUCAGGAGGAGUUGCACCCUGGCAAGACCUGCAGCUACACGGAGGAGGAGAUGGGCAAGCUGCGGCCGCAGAACUACAACACCUUAACAAAAGCCACCACAGAUUCCACAGCGGCUGCUGUCCCGGAGAAGCCACCCAAACCUGUAAAGAAGGAAGAGGAUCAGGUCAAGGUGGCAGCUGAAGAAUUGCUAACAACCAUCAAAAUCCUGGCCGCGAAUGAGGAUAAAGUGCCGGAUGUUCGGCUUGGAAUAAACCAGCACUAUCCUAGCUUCAAGCCGCCUCCCUUCCCGUAUCAUAACCGCUCACCUGCCGGCUCAACGGCUUCUGCGACUAACUUCACCACUCACAACAUCCCUCAAACCUUCACCACGGCUAUCCGCUGCACCAAGUGUGGCAAGAGCUUCGACAACAUGCCAGAGCUGCACAAGCACAUCCUGGCGUGCGCCAACGCCAGUGACAAGAGGAGAUACACGCCCAAAAAGAAUCCCAUCCCUUUACGCCACUUUGCUAAGUCCCAAAACGGUGUUCUGGCGACCACUAAUUCCUCAAACGAAUUUAAUGCUCCGAACAGAGCCAGCCAGUCCAGCCGGUCCAAACAUCAGGAGGAGUCGACAGUCAAGGAGAAGCUGAGAAUGCUGAACAGACGGAAGAAGAAGUUAGCACAGAGGGUCCUUCCUCACCGGAACAAGGCCAUCACCUCCACGAACAUAGAGCUGCCGGCUCAUGAGGUCUUCCCGUGUCCACGCUGUGGCAGGGAUUUCAGCAUGCGGCGCAGCCGAACCAAACACAUGGCCGUAUGUCUCAAAAAGUCUGAGGAGGCCAAGGCAAGGAAGGACGGCGAGAUCUCCGUGACGAAGGAGAACGAUCAGUGCCUGCAGGUCAAAGGAGCACAAACCUCCUCUCCACACAAGACCAGACUCCAGACAUCCGCUCCUGCCAAAAGACCGACCGUCCAAGCAGGACUCGACGUCUCGCCCCACAAGAGAAGCAAGAUGGACUCAGACAGCCCCCAGCCCAAACCCGAGUCGCCGUCUCUGAAUGAACUUCAAGUGACUCGCACCUUUCACCCGGCGAUGCGCCAGUACAGCCGCAUGAGGCACGGCGUCAAAGACCUCCCCAUUAAACUCUCCAUAGUGGCGCCGCAGCAAAACAAUCAAGAGGAGCUGCCAGCAACUCAGACUGGACGGGGGAGUGGGAUCCUUCCAUGCAGCUCCACACAAAGUACAACAGCUUGACUGUCAUCCAGCUCCUGGUCAGGACUGUCCUGGAUGCCUCCAUGGAUUAUCAUACUGUAAAUCCUAGACUGACUUAAGGACUCAAGGUGCGCCUCGACAUCCUGCUGACAUAUAUAUAUAUAUAUAUAUAUAUGUGUAUAUAUAUAUAUAUUCUGUGAACUGCUUGGAUUUGCACUUCAAAGUUAAAAUGAUGGUGACGUGUCAUGUUUGGGAAGGGGACGUGGCUGGUGUCCCAGGAGGACGAGCGCCUUGAGACACUUGUCCGUCAUGCAUUUGCACUUUUCCUGCUGAUAUCUCUCUCUCUCUUCAGAUGACAAUACCUGCAUGCUUUGACUGCACAUUCACUUGAUGUUGUCGGUUCAAUCUGGCCUUAAACCCUGAUUCAGAUCGAUGCCAUGACAUGUUUGUCAGCAGCUUUUCAAGUGAAGGAAGCCCUGAAGUGUCCACACUGCAUGAGUUAUUCAACAAUUGAGAUGUAAAUAAUAAGCUAUGUUUAGCUUUAACAAAACCUUUGAUGAACCUGUCACACCUGAUAACAUCCGGCCGGUCUCCCCCAGACUCUUACUUUCACACACUGGUACUUUUGACUCUAAAGCCAAGGCAGACAGCUGUGGUGUCACUGGGGCAUUGUGAACAUAGAUUUGUAGAAGUAUAACACACUGCUGCAAGAUGUCCGAUAAAAGAAUUGAAUGUAUUAUUUGGUGUAAAUUAAGCUUAAAUUCUGCUGAACAAGAACGGCUUGCCGCCGAACGAUGACUGUGGCAUUAAAGGGAUGAACGUGUGAAGGACGAGACUCUCGUCUGUUGGCCUUCUGGAAUGAUUCAGUUGUGAAAUGUGAAUGUUGUUUGACCUCAAAAUUGACCGAUUUAAAUGUGCUUCAUUAUUAAACAGGGUAGCGCCACCUUUCGAAUCACAUGUACCAUGAUGUCGCGCACAUUUACUUGACUACUUGAGCUGCUUGUGUUUGGCUCGUGUGUUUUGGUUGUACAGGAAGACUGUUAUUUAACUGUGAAAAGUGCUCGUAGCAUUUCAAAGUGUAAACAGACUCGUAUAUUUAUAAUUGUCAAGCGUUCAAUGAAGUUUGAUUUGCACUAAACGUUUUUUUUUGUUCUUUUCAAUCGGAGUGUUUAAUUAAAUGCUGAAUCUAAAAGUGCAAACGCUUGU